This is a messenger RNA of Perognathus longimembris pacificus (Pacific pocket mouse), 509 nucleotides long. Its product is annotated as histone H2A type 1-B. The coding region runs from base 29 to 421 and encodes 130 amino acids. The transcript has a single exon. The record is from RefSeq and is a predicted model, not a curated record. Gene Ontology annotation, cellular component: nucleosome. Lineage: Eukaryota; Metazoa; Chordata; Mammalia; Rodentia; Heteromyidae. Gene Ontology annotation, molecular function: DNA binding; structural constituent of chromatin; protein heterodimerization activity.
AUUGCAGGUCUUCCAUUCUCUAGCAGUUAUGUCGGGUCGCGGAAAGCAAGGAGGCAAAGCUCGUGCCAAGGCUAAGACUCGCUCUUCCAGAGCUGGUCUGCAGUUCCCGGUGGGGCGCGUUCAUCGCCUCCUCCGCAAGGGCAACUACUCCGAACGCGUCGGCGCCGGCGCCCCGGUGUACCUGGCGGCUGUGCUGGAGUACCUGACCGCCGAGAUCCUGGAGCUGGCGGGAAACGCAGCCCGCGACAACAAGAAGACCCGCAUCAUCCCGCGCCACUUGCAGCUGGCCAUCCGCAACGACGAGGAGCUCAACAAGCUGCUGGGUCGUGUGACCAUCGCACAGGGCGGUGUCUUGCCUAAUAUUCAAGCUGUGCUGCUGCCCAAGAAAACCGAGAGUCACCAUAAGGCUAAGGGCAAAUAAAUAAGCUACUGCUCGGUACCAGCCUUGCUACUCAUUGAGCAAGACAGAUCAGGCUAACAACAAAGGCUCUUUUCAGAGCCACCCACUA